UCCUCUUCUUCCCAGAUGGACUCCAGGAGCUCUGAGCUGGGUGAGCAAGACCUGAGAGAGGAACUGCAGUGGAUAGAGCUGGGCUCCGAGGAGGCCCUGGGAGAUGGGACAGAGGGGCCCAGUGUCUCACAGGCCUGGGGGUGCCUGCUGCAGGUUGUGUGGAGGGGUCACGUGGGCCUGGCCACGCAGCUGCUGCAGCAAGGGGCCAGUGUGGAGGAGAGGGACCGCGCCGGCAGGACCCCGCUCCACCUGGCCGUGCUGCGCGGCCACGUGCCUCUGGUGAGUCUCCUGCUCCAGCGCGGGGCGCCGGUGGGAGCCGCCGACCGGGCGGGGCGCACACCGCUGCACGAGGCCGCCUGGCACGGGCACUCGCGGGUGGCUGAGCUGCUGCUGCGCCGCGGGGCCACGGCAGCAGCGCGCUCCCGGGCCGGCCUCACGCCGUUGCACUGGGCCGCUGCCCUGGGCCGCACGCUGCUGGCCGGGCGCCUGCUGAGCGCGCCAGGCCCGUGCCCCGCGGCGGCGGACGCGCGCGGCUGGACGGUGGCGCACUGGGCGGCCGCCGGCGGUUGGCUGCCGGUACUCGAGCUGGUGGCGGCGGGCGGCGGCGCGGGCCUGGACGGUGCCCUGAUCGUGGCGGCCGCAGCUGGGCGCACGGCGGCCCUGCGCCUCCUCCUGGCUCGUGGGGCGCGGGUGGACGCCCGGGACGGCGCAGGGGCCACAGCACUCGGCGUUGCGGCCGGCCUGGGCCACCGGCAGGACAUGGAGGUGCUGCUUGACCACGGGGCAGACCCAAGCCUCCAGGACAGGCACAGGCGCUCUGCACUGCACAGGGCUGCUGCCCGUGGACACCUGCCUGCCGUCCAGCUGCUGGCAGCCUGGGGAGCUGAGGUGGAUGCUCGGGACUCAUUGGGCCUCACGCCCCUGCACCACGCUGCUCGGGGAGGCCACGUGGAGGUCGCCGGCCACCUCCUGGACAGGGGCACGCAGGUCAACUCUGCUGGUUGGCUCCACAAGACCCCUUUGCACCUUGCUGUGGAGUGUGGCCACGGCCCCACCACAGAGCUUUUGCUGAGCCGAGGGGCCAGCCCCACCCUGAGGACGCAGUGGGGUGAGGUGGCCCAGGAUCUGGUGUGAGGGGGCCUGUCCCAGGCGCUGCCUGCCCUUUGCGGAGAACAGGAGUGUUGGGGGCACAGAGGGGCCCCAGGGGCCCUGGCUUCUCGCCUCAGGGUUGAGCCCACGUGGCCAGAGCAGGACAGAUAGCUCCUGGCUCCCACAGCCUUCGGAGUGUGCCGGGCU
Messenger RNA from Diceros bicornis minor, 1296 nucleotides. It is a transcript of the gene ANKRD65, whose product is annotated as ankyrin repeat domain 65. NCBI's taxonomy places the organism in Eukaryota, Metazoa, Chordata, Mammalia, Perissodactyla, Rhinocerotidae. Gene Ontology annotation, molecular function: protein binding. The record is from RefSeq and is a predicted model, not a curated record.